Molecule: messenger RNA, 882 nt
Organism: Recurvomyces mirabilis
Lineage: Eukaryota; Fungi; Ascomycota; Dothideomycetes; Mycosphaerellales; Teratosphaeriaceae
Exons: 2
Coding region: 1-882 (293 amino acids)
Cellular component (GO): mitochondrion
Molecular function (GO): protein-containing complex binding
Source: RefSeq, a predicted model, not a curated record
AUGGCGACAACUGCAGCGAAGAAGAAGCUAGUGGUCUGCGGCGGCAAUGGGUUCCUUGGUAGCAGGAUAUGCAAAGCUGCUGUGGCACGAGACUGGGAUGUCACAUCUAUAAGUCGAUCAGGGGAACCUAACUGGCCCAGCGUCUCAUCACAUCAAACCGCACCGUCAUGGUCAAAGUCAGUAACGUGGCGGGCAGCCAAUAUCCUCCAACCAGAAAGCUACAAAGCCGACCUCGAAGGUGCAGAUGCCGUGGUGCAUAGCAUGGGUAUCCUACUGGAAGCAGAUUAUAAAGGUGUCUUGACAGGCAAAGAGUCACCAAUAGCAGGCAUGAGACGAGCGUUCUCGGCCACGAAGAUGGGCAGCAGCGCAAACCCGCUCGACAGGAAGUCUGGUGAAGCACUAGAGCCGGGCGAGCAAGACGGUCAACUCACAUAUGAGCUCAUGAAUCGGGACUCGGCAGUUAUACUGGCCAAGGAAGCGAAUGAAGCAAAGGUAUCAGCCUUUGCAUACAUAUCUGCGGCAGCCGGAGCACCAAUAUUGCCGGGUCGAUACAUCAGCACGAAACGAGAAGCUGAAUCAACGAUCUCGACAACAUUCCCGCGCAUGCGCAGUGUCUUCAUCCGUCCUGGCUUCUUGUUCGACAGUAGUCGAGGAUUUACGAUGCCAAUGGCUGCUGUGACCUACGGCGGCUUCCUGGCCAAUAGUCUGACAGGCGGCAAUCUUACAUGGCUGAUGGGAGCUGGAGGUGCCAAGCCAUUGAAAGCUGAUCUUGUUGCUGAGGCUGUGGUGGAAGGGCUUGCAGACGAGCAGGUCAAAGGCCCAGUCGAGGUCAAGGAGAUUGAGUCGCUUGCCAACAGAGCAUGGAGGAAGGGAAUGCUGUGA